CCUCUCGGGAAUUUCUGCAGACAUGCAACAUGAACUUUAUAUUUUCACUGCCCGUUUCCUGAUCUGAGCAGUGGGAGGAGUCGUGAACAGGACAGGUGAGUAAUAAAUAUAGCGUUCAUCCGAGAGCAGUCCUCAUUCAUUUCUGCUGCUGCUUCACUGAGUACAGAUGGGCAACUGGAUCAUCAAUCACGGCCUCAGCGCCUUCAUCGUGGUGGUGUGGAUGGCAAUAAACAUCGCUUUGUUUGUCCACUUCUACUUGUUUUAUGACCAAGGAGAGCGGUUUGAGUACACUCGAGAACUUUUAGGGUCUGCAUUGGCUUGGGCCAGAGCUCCAGCCGCCGUCCUCAACUUUAACUGCAUGCUGAUUCUCCUGCCCGUCUGCCGUAACCUGCUGUCUCUGCUGCGCGGCUCUUUCGUGUGCUGUGGACGAACAGUGAGGAAACAGCUGGACAAAAAUCUGACUUUCCACAAGCUGGUGGCCUACAUGAUUGCUCUAAUGACAGCGGUUCACACUAUUGCUCACUUGUUUAAUGCGGAGCGCUACAGCAACAGUUUAGAGGGUGAAGACGGAGAUCUCGCUUUUGAGCUGUCCCUGCUCCAAGACUCCAGUGAAUUAAACACCACUUACCUUAAUCCCUUUCCCUCCAAUUCUACGACUCCAAUGAUUUUCGUAUUCACCAGUAUUGCGGGUCUCACAGGAGUCGUCAUAACUCUCGCCCUCAUCCUCAUGAUCACUUCCUCAAUGGAAGUCAUUCGCAGAAGCUAUUUUGAGGUCUUCUGGUACACGCAUCACCUCUUCAUCGUCUUCUUUGCUGGUUUAGUUUUCCACGGCGCAGGGCGUGUUGUCCGAGGACAGGUCACGACGGAUCCGCCUCACAAUAAUUCCUUCUGCGAAGAUCAGCCGGAUAACUGGGGGAAGAUUCCUGAAUGUCCAAUUCCACAGUUUGCAGGAGGGUCUCCUCAGACCUGGAUGUACGUUAUUGGACCGAUGAUCAUUUACAUUUGUGAACGGCUGCUUCGUUUCAUUCGCUACAUGCAGCCUGUCACUUACAGGAAGAUUGUGAUCCGCCCGUCUAAAGUGCUGGAGCUGCAGCUGGUGAAGCCUGGAUUCAGCAUGGAUGUGGGCCAGUAUGUGUUCCUCAACUGUCCAGCCAUCUCUCAGCUGGAGUGGCAUCCGUUCACCUUGACUUCAGCCCCGGAAGAGGACUUCUUCAGUGUGCACAUCCGCUCUGUUGGAGACUGGACUGAAAAGCUCCUUAAGAUGGUUGAAAACCUACCAGAAGGUGGACAAGGACCCAAGAUGGGUGUGGACGGCCCUUUUGGAACAGCGAGUGAGGAUGUUUUUCAUUAUGAGGUCAGCAUGCUGGUGGGAGCGGGGAUUGGAGUGACCCCAUUUGCCUCCAUUCUGAAAUCCAUCUGGUACAAGUUUAAGGACUCAGACCCCAAACUACGAACAAAGAGGAUUUACUUCUACUGGCUGUGUAGGGAAACACACGCCUUUGAGUGGUUUGCAGAUCUGCUGCAAGUGCUUGAAAGAGAAAUGGAGGAACGAGGAAUGAGGGAUUUCCUCACGUAUAAACUCUACCUCACCGGAUGGGACCAGAGUCAUGCAGACCAUGCAAUGGUGCACUUUGAUAAAGAUACUGAUAUCAUCACCGGUCUAAAACAGAAGACUCAUUAUGGCCGGCCGAACUGGGAUAAAGAAUUUGAACAAGUUCGUCAAGAAAACCCAUCGUCUGUGGUGGGAACGUUCCUGUGUGGCCCACAAGCCUUAGCGAAGGACUUGGAGAAGAAAUGUGUGAAAUAUUCUGAUGUUGAUCCCCGAAGAACCAAGUUUUACUUCAACAAAGAGAACUUUUGAGGAAAUAUUAAGGAAAUCUAAUUCACUUGAAGAACUUUCACAAUACAGACUGUGCUGCAAGAUCAACAUAUGGCAUUUUACAACUUUCCACACUAUCGUGACGAGAAAAACAGAAGACCUAAUUUCCCCUCUUGGAAAUUGAGCAUGUCACUAGAAGAGACGAAUCCCAUGUCUGAGGCAAAGGUUCACUUAUUGUAUUUCUUGUUCAUGGUCUGCCUCUCAAAGUUCCUGGUUAGAUACGAGUCAUCAGGAAUCCAGGAAAUCAGAUGAGUUAAACGUGUAAUGUUAAUAAACACCUCUUUGUGUAAAGAAGUUCAAAGUUCUAAAAUUAGCAGAACAAGAAGUUACUAAAAAAAAAAAAGACACUGAUGUUUUGGAAAUUUCACCUUUUUCUUGAAAGCAAAACAGGAAAUGUCUUUUUAAUUGUAUCAACAAAUGUGGUUGUGUAGCCUUUAAACGAAAUGUAUCAUUAAUGUAUGCUGUACAUAAUGUUUUUGUUAAUUUAUUUCAUUUGUUUGUUGUUUUGUCCGUUCAUUAAUUUUUGUUAAUUUCAUUUGUUUGUCGUUUCAUUUGUUCACUUCAGUUGUUCGUUUUGUUUGUUUAUUUGUUUUUUGUAGGUUUGUUUGUGUUUGUUCAUUUUGUUUUGUACAUUUGUUAGUUUCAUUUUGUUAGUUUCGUUUUAUUUGUGGUUUUAUUUUUGCUUUUCUAAAGUUUUAGAUAUAAAACAUGAAGCCAGGAACUAAUUAUGCAUUAACAAAAAAAUCCAGUUUGUUUAUGGUUUCGUUUGUACAUUUUGUCUGGUUUAUUCAUUUGUUUGGUUGGUUUUCAAUUUGUUGUUCCUUUUUUUCAUUUUUGUUUGUUCAUUUUGUUUGGUUCAUUCAUUUGAUUUGUUAAUUUUCUUUUUUUGUUUGUUCAUUUUUGUUUGUUAAUUUGGUUUGGUUUGAUUUGUUUAUUUCUUUGUUUGUUCGUUGUUUCAUUUGUAAAUUUUUUUGUUUGUUCAUUUUGUUUGGUUCAUUCUUUUGAUUUGUUGGUUUCAUUUUGUUCACAUCGUUUUAUUAGUUUGCUUCACUUGUUUUUUGUUUUUCUAAAGUUUUAUAAAUAAAAUAUAAAGGCAGGAAUACAUUUCUGCAUUAACAAAAAAGUUUGUUGUUUCAUUUGUUCGUUUAGUUCAUUUGUUUGCUUUGAUUUGUUUUGUUAAAUUUUUUUGUUUGUGGUUUUGCUUGUUUGUUUUUCUUUGUUUGGUUCAUUCGUUUGAUUUGGUUAGUUUUAUUUCAUUUGUUUUUUUACUUGUAUGUAGUUUGAUUUUUGUUUUUCUAGUAUUUUUAAAUAAAAUAUAAAGGCAGGAAUUAAUAUCUGCAUUAACAAAAAA
Messenger RNA from Danio rerio (zebrafish), 3230 nucleotides. Lineage: Eukaryota; Metazoa; Chordata; Actinopteri; Cypriniformes; Danionidae. The record is from RefSeq and is a predicted model, not a curated record.